AUGCAGGUCUCACGUAUCAUCUCCAUCGCCCUGCGCUUCGCACAGUUCGUCACCGCGGCCAUCGUUCUUGGCUUGACGGCAUACUUCCUUCACCAGCGCGAAGCCCACAGCAUCGGUCCCAUGUCACGUCUCGUCUACAGCAUCAUCAUCGCCUCCAUUUCUGUCUGGAUUGCUCUUCUCUGGAUGAUCCUCCCGCACUCUACUAUCACCCAUUCCAUCACCGAUCUCUUGUUCUGCGCUGCCUGGUUCGCUGUCUUCGGUUUGCUGCAGCACUACUACGAUGAGCAGAUGAAGUGCGGCAGUCCUUGGGCUUGGGGAAACAUCAGGCUGACGAACAAUUACUGUGGCCAAUGGAAUGCUGCGCAGGCUUUCAGCUUCUUGGCUGCUGUGUUCUGGUUCGCUAGCUUCAUCCUGGGAAUCUUGUUGUGGAGCAAGCGAGACAGGACUCCUGUGGUCACGGACAACGUGUCGGCUAAGCGUGGUUUCUUCCGUCGUUCGGCAGUCUAA
Ascochyta rabiei is the source of this 507-nucleotide messenger RNA. RefSeq lists its product as uncharacterized. NCBI's taxonomy places the organism in Eukaryota, Fungi, Ascomycota, Dothideomycetes, Pleosporales, Didymellaceae. Bases 1 to 507 code for a protein of 168 amino acids. The record is from RefSeq and is a predicted model, not a curated record. Gene Ontology annotation, cellular component: membrane. The transcript is spliced from 2 exons.